Sardina pilchardus (European sardine) is the source of this 1738-nucleotide messenger RNA. Its product is annotated as deoxyribonuclease gamma-like. Gene Ontology annotation, molecular function: deoxyribonuclease I activity; DNA binding. Gene Ontology annotation, cellular component: nucleus. Gene Ontology annotation, biological process: DNA catabolic process. The record is from RefSeq and is a predicted model, not a curated record. The coding region runs from base 193 to 1059 and encodes 288 amino acids. The transcript has 9 exons. NCBI's taxonomy places the organism in Eukaryota, Metazoa, Chordata, Actinopteri, Clupeiformes, Clupeidae.
UGGAGGUUUGGAGCAAAGUGCAUCUGUCCCAGAGAGAAGAGACUACACUACAGCAUUACAGUCAGCAGCCUGAUUUAAAUACAAUCACCGGCAUUUUCUGAGGUGGGGGUUGGGUUGGAAGAGGAAGUGAACACUUGAUAACAGAGAAGGAUUUCUACAUGUUCUGCUCAUUCGACAAUAGUUUGUGUUACAAUGAGGACGUUCUCUGCUUUGAAUCUGCUCAUGCUGAGUGUCAGCUAUGGGGCAACAUUGAAGAUAUGCUCCUUCAAUAUACAGUCCUUUGGAGAAAGCAAAAUAUCCAAGCCUGAAGUAGUGGAUGUCAUCAUACAGUGUAUUGCCCGCUGUGACAUAAUGCUUAUAAUGGAAAUCAAAGAUAGUCGAGAAUUAGCUUUCCCACAGCUGAUGAUGAAGCUCAACAGGUACAGCUCCAGAAGGAAUGAAUAUGAUUUUGUAAUCAGUGACAGGUUGGGCAGAAAGGCUUACAAGGAACAAUAUGCCUUUAUUUACAGGAAGAGGUCGGUGUCCAUAAAGGAUGUGUAUCAGUACCCUGAUUUACAGACUGGGGACGAAGAUGUGUUUGCCCGAGAACCUUUCAUUGUAUGGUUUUCCUCACCAAAGACUGAGGUGAAGGACUUUGUCAUCAUUCCGAUUCACACCAUGCCAGAGGCUGCAGUUCGGGAGAUUGAUGAGCUCUUUGAUGUGUUUGAGGAUGUCCAACAGCAAUGGACAUCAGAGAACGUUAUCAUCAUGGGAGAUUUCAAUGCUGCUUGUGGCUAUGUUCCCAAGAGGCAGUGGAAUAACAUACGCCUGCGUUCUGAUAGCAGCUUCCUCUGGCUUACUGAUGACAGUGUUGACACCACUGUGAAACAGUCCACCAAUUGUGCCUAUGACAGAGUGGUGCUCCAUGGUGAAAGAAUGAUCCAGGCAAUCAAGCCUUCCUCUAUGGAGGUGUUUGAUUUCAAAACAGAGUAUGGACUCACAGACCAGCAGGCUCUUGCUGUAAGUGAUCAUUUCCCCCUGGGCUUCACCAUGGGUUCUGUCCAACGUAGAAGAGGCUGAUGGGAUUAACUCACAAGUGGAUGGUUUUAAUUGAUUAUGAUAAAAUGACAUGACUCCUGUUUUGGCAUACAUUUAUAUUUACAAUUUUACCUGACCAAAGCCCAUGUAGAAAUGGCUGACAAAGCUUUGCUGCGCUUUAGAUGACUGCAAUUGUACCGGGAAAGGGUCAGGUGAUUAUGUAUGUAAAUCAUAAGACAUCUGAGUACAAAGUACAAAAUUCUAUGAUAUCAACCAUUUUACCUGUUUUCACCACUGGCACUGGUACCAGUAUGUUUCCCAAUGUUCCACUGUAGCUCAUUUAAACACUUUAAUGAUGUUAGUGUACUUUGAAUUAAUCAAGAAACAAAUGACAAUUUAGUGAAGACGGAGUUGUAAAUAGUCAAUGUUUAGAUUUUACACAAACAAAUGUAAUUGAGAGAUGUCACCACAUAGUUGAUUAUCCCAGACGAUCUGUUGCAAUGGGGACAUUAAAAAUGCCAUUCCUGGCAUAAAAAGUGCUCCUUACAAUCCCCGACCUCCCAUUAGUUGGUGAUCUGUAUAUUUUUUCAUAGUCACCUGGGGAAACGUUAACAUAGUUUAACAUAGUAAUACAUUUCCUCAGUUUUUAAUUCACACUGAUAUACAGCAUUCAUAUACAUUAUAUCAUAUUGAAAUUUGCCAUUAAUAAAAGUUAAGAUUA